CGUAGGCAGGUCUUUCCAGUAAAGGCAGGUGUGUGAACGAGUCACAUUUACAUCAACUCCAGGAAGUUUAGCCGAUUUGUCUCGCCUACUUUCUCUCCACACUUUGUUCAACUUUACGACAAAACGGCGUGAGAACAGAUGUUGAAAACAAGUCCAUAAAUAAUAAUUCAAGGCUUCUUGUUCUAGUAUGAGAGCACAAUGGCUGUGAAGAGUUUAACAGCUGCUUUAUUCCUCUUCUGUAUCUCUGGGGUGUCAUGUCUACGCAUCGCCAACAGGUCCUCUCUGACCUGCAACCAAAUGGUUCCAUGUGAAAUUAAGAUAAAUAACUGUAUAUAUAAAGAAUGGCUAAAACCGCAGAAUUUCACUCCGACCAGUCCAGUGGAUCUAAAGGUUCGUGUAGACAUCGCGACGGAUGAGAACGGAUACUCGGUGCCUGUGAUUGUGGCAGACUGGAAAGCAAGGGAUGAUGGGAGCAUUAUACAUUUGACUGGAACGGAGUUUCAGGUGACAAAACAGGGCAGCGGUGAGCAUUUCUGCGUCCAUUACAUGUUCCUCAAGCACAUUACUACAAUGAGAAAUGAAUUAGGUGAACAGUGGUCGUUUUUUCUGGACAAGGUGGUUGUUGAUCCAGGUGAGACGUAUUUGGUGUCAGUCUCCAACCUCCCCAAGCCAAACAUCGCUUACACCAGUUACAACAUUAACAAAACUAUCCAGGUCCCAGGUUGUAAAAGUCCUGCUAUGCGGUCGACUCAGAUCUGUAUUGAAAACGGAGAAAACUGGAAUCCCAACAUCUCCAUGGUGAGGUCAGGGCCUCGGGACAGGAUGCUCUUUAUUACUUUUGACACCAAUGAGCAUUCUGAAAAUUAUAAAGUCCAUGUGAAGUGCAAGCAACACAAAGAAACCCAGAAUCUCACUAAGGAAAAAAGGUCCUCCCUAAAUGUCACAUUUGACCUUGAAGCUUGGCCACACACAUGCUGCAGUUUCACUGUGGAGAUCCAGCCCUUCUUUAAGUGUGGACAUGACUGCUUACGGAAGAGUAGGAGUUUCAAUAUAUGUCAAGACCCAACAAAGUCACCCGAAGUUGCAGAUGAUUUGUGGAAGAUUUUUACUGGGUUGUUUGUCUUAUUCUGUGGUCUUUGUGCCAUUUGCUUCAUUUGUUUGCGCUACAGGAAGCAGCAGAAGGGUCCAGAAACACUCAUGUCUUGCCCCUCCACUUCAGAUGAUCUCCCUAAUGCUGAGCGUUCAGUGCUAAUCAUCUACUCAAGAGACCACCCAAAAUAUACCGAUAUAGUGCUGAAGCUCUGUGCCUUCUUGAGGGCCAAAUGUGGUACAGAGGUUUACUUGGACCUCCUGGACACAGCGUCAAUUGGAGCCAUGGGCCGCCUGCAAUGGACGGAAUUACAGAAGCGUCGUAUAGAGCAAUCUUCUGACAAAGUGCUGGUCCUCUGUUCACGAGGAGUGCAGGCCAAGUGGGGGGCCAUGUGUGGCGGACCUCGAGUCCUCUUACGUGAGGAUGUUUGUUCACCAAUGGGGGACAUGCUGACACUCGCCCUGCAGCUUAUUACACCCGACAUGCAGCGGCCCGCCUCUUAUGGCAAGUACCUGGUAGCGUAUUUUGAGGAUAUAAGUGACGAACGUAAUGUGCCUUCCAUGUUUGACCUGGCGGUCAAAUACAAGCUAAUGAAGCACUUCGAAGAGCUCUUCUUUCGGAUCCUGGAUUUGGAAAAAUAUCAGAAGGGGAAGGUGCACACAAUCAAGGGCAUUGGCAUUGAUGACUAUAUCAACUGCCCAUCAGGCAAAGCUUUGAGGGACGCCAUUGAAACCUUCCAGGCUUACCAGUUGGAGAAUCCGGACUGGUUUGAAAAGGAGUGCUUAGACAGUGAAGAUGAGGUUCCGGUAACCGAGAUAAGCCCUAUUCUUAAUGAGUGUCCCCCACAGGUUCUUAAGUGUGAUCCUGUGCUCAACUAUGGACCCUCUGUAUGCGAGUGUAAGGUGGAGGUACACCAUGCGGACCAGACUCAUAGUGUCUGCUCCACUGAAAUACCACAUCUUAACCGGGAUUUUCAGGAAUUUUCUGUUCAAGAAGUCCAGCCAGCAUACCAGGUAUAUUCCCUUCAUCCAGCUGUGGAAGCCCCACUUGGUAUCCACAAAGCUGGGGUGUACCAUGCAGAUUCAGAGAACCAUCCCUGCCUUUUAGUUGAACCUGCACUACGGGAACCAUUACCAUCGAGUAGGAACGAGAUAUUUGUGAACGGAGAGCCACUUCCCGAGGUCUCCCCUGCCACUGAUAAAGAGGAGGCCCUUAAGAAACUACUGAACCUCCAGGUCUCCCUGGUAUCUGUUGAUAUUACAGCUCCUCCACCCUCGGUGGAUGAUCAGUUCCAGACAUCUUGGGAUAUGCACUCAUCGCAGCCAGUGGAGAUGGAUGAGAGUCAGGUGGAAGACACCUCAGGAAGGAGACAAUCUAGAUGGUCAGAUCAAGGAUAUAGCUCAAGAGACUCUAUGGUAAGGGAGGAUCCUCCUCCAUCUUCUCUUGUUGCACUGGCUAAAUUGCAGGAAGCCCUAUACCUAAACAGUCCCAUCUCAUCCGGAUUCUGCACAGAGACAAUGGAGAGUUGAUAGAAUGCUAAUACAAAGAGACUACCGCUACACUCUACAUACACUUUUUUUGUGGAAAAAGCCAUGAGUUGCAUUUGUCCAAGUCAGGGUGGAAGUAUAGCCACAAGAAUCCCAAGAGCACUGGGCAUGGUGGGAUGCCAAGUCUAUUUAAUCUACCUAAUACAAAGUUUCUUUUUUAUAAUUACAAACAGGAAAACAAUGAAAAUCAACAUACUCUGCAGAUGUUUUUAUUGUGUUUUUAUGUAUAUAACAAGAGACAAUUAACCUGUGAACUGUUGUUUGCAGAGCUUACAUGAGCUUGAUAAUGCAAAAAAUCGUGUAACAUUUUUAAUGAUAUUUUUAACAGACAUAUGGACAUCUGUCCACCGAUUUUCAUUUAAACAGGUUUUACAUUUAAUAUUGCACAUAACCUUUUUGGUUAAAACAGGUUUUCAUCACAGGGAAUCUACAAGCUGUAAUUUACAAUAUACUGGUUACCAUUGCAUGCAUUGCACUAUAAGCAACUUUUCAUGUAAAAACAUAUACGUAUCACGAAGAUGAUUUGUUUCUUGGUCUUCUCACAGGUAGAUUUAUUUAAUCAGAUUAAUGGAUCUCCAUCAGAUGGGGCUUUAAAUGUAAUACUAUAAUAGUACACUAAUAAUAACUGUAAAUUAAUAAACCUGCAUUCUUUGGUUGUA
This is a messenger RNA of Hemibagrus wyckioides, 3296 nucleotides long. RefSeq names its product interleukin 17 receptor A1a (gene il17ra1a). Bases 199 to 2619 code for a protein of 806 amino acids. The record is from RefSeq and is a predicted model, not a curated record. Gene Ontology annotation, molecular function: interleukin-17 receptor activity. The transcript has 11 exons. NCBI's taxonomy places the organism in Eukaryota, Metazoa, Chordata, Actinopteri, Siluriformes, Bagridae.